AGAGUGUUAUAAGCUAAUGUACUCUCAAGUGCUGGUCCCAGCCCAAAGGAAGGGCAUCCGCGCGUAAUAGUCAAAAUACGCGGAUCUAUUUGCUGUGGCGAUCCCUUGGGAAAUAAGCGAGCAGGCGAAAGUACCUUCUUUCUGUUGCUAUGCCAGGGUAAACACUAGAUACCGGUACUUGGUCCCACGAAGAUUUCUCCGGGCAGAUCGUACCCCCCUUUGCAGUGAAAAUGCCAGCCGUGAUCCGUGAUAAAGAGGACUCUGAAUCCUCCUCAGAAGACGAGCAAGAAGACCAUCCCUGCAUCUCAUGGGGCAGCCUUAGCAAGACCAUCCCGAUUCUCCUGUUUUUCCCUGAAGCUGUUGUUUCAAAAGAUGGAAGCAUAUCUUCUGUUGGAGAACGAUAUAAUAUGGCCUUCAAGAUUGUGCGCACAGAGAGCCGCCUGGUACGAGAAAUACUCACCAAUCACGGAUUCCAUGAGGUUCACCCAAACAGCAAUGACUUCAACCUCAUGUGGACAGGGUCUCACCUCAAGCCUUACGUACUACGCAGCCUUCAAGACUUCCAGAAGGUCAACCACUUUCCCAGAUCGCACGAACUGACACGCAAAGACCGUCUCUAUAAAAACAUCCAGCGAAUGCAACAGACUCAUGGCUUCAAAAACUUCCACAUUGUUCCUCAGACCUUUGUGCUUCCCGCCGAGUACCAGGAAUUCUGCAAUUGCUUUGCCAAGGACAAGGGCCCGUGGAUAAUUAAACCAGUAGCAUCUUCAAGAGGACGAGGUAUCUACUUGGUUAGCAAUCCAAAUCAGAUUUCCAUGACUGAAAACAUUUUGGUGUCUCGCUAUAUUAAUAACCCGCUACUCAUUGAUGGGUUCAAGUUUGACGUUCGUUUGUACGUGUUGGUAACGUCUUACGAUCCUCUCCUCAUCUAUGUGUAUGAGGAAGGCUUGGCUAGAUUUGCCACAGUUAAGUAUGACAGGACUUCAAAGAACAUCAAGAACACAUUCAUGCACCUCACCAACUACAGCGUGAACAAAAAGAGCAGCGAUUAUGUCAGUUGCGAUGACCCCGAAGUUGAGGAUUAUGGGAACAAAUGGAGUAUGAGUGCAGUGCUGAGGUAUUUGAAGCAGGAGGGGAAGGACACCACAUCGCUGAUGAAGCAAGUUGAGGACCUCAUCGUCAAAGCUGUACUGAGCGCUGAGCUACAGAUAGCCACCGCCUGCAAGACAUUUGUUCCUCACAAGACAAACUGCUUUGAACUGUAUGGUUUUGAUGUGCUCAUUGACUCCAACCUCAAACCCUGGUUGUUAGAGGUGAACCUUUCUCCCUCCCUAGCCUGUGAUGCUCCCUUGGAUUUAAAGAUAAAGGCCAGCAUGAUUGCAGACAUGUUUUCACUUGUGGGCUUUGUGUGUCAGGACCCCCUGUCGAGACAGCCUCGCUCUGACCAAAGAACACAGAAACUUUUUUCUGCACAUCCAGCCACUACACACAGCAGAGUGCGACAGAGGCCGACGUCAACCAACAUCUCAGAAACCGAGGAUCUUAAGGACAAGCGAGGAGCUAAGCAUGGCCAAGGAGACAGCACUCUGAACCUAACUGUUGAGGAGAUCAGAGUGCUGCGGAGCAUAAAGGAAGAGUAUGAAAGACGAGGAGGUUUCAUUAGGAUCUUCCCCACCGCGGAUACAUGGGAGCUCUAUGGAGGAUAUCUUGAGUCCAAGACAUCAAUGAACUUCGUGUUGGCAAACAGACUUUUCCAUGGAAGGAAUGUGAAUGGGAAUGUGCAGCUGCAGGUGGACGUGGUCCAUGGCUGUCACGUUGUCCAGUAUGAGAGGAAGCUGCUGUCUCUGGAGGCACGAAAGAGGAGACAGCGCCACCUGACUCAUGGCUCUGCUGCAAGGAAGAAAAAAUCGGGGAAGGAAUCCAAGGCCUCCCUGACUGAGAACAGCAGUCAGGAGGGAGAGGAGUGUGCUCAGGAGGAGGUGAAACAAGCUCUUGAGCCAGUUUCACACAAGGCUUUGGUAGCAGAGCAAAGAAAACAAGUGGCCACACCACUGGAGCGAUGCCACAGUAAGGCUCAGUCCAGCUCAGAGGCAGCCGUGCACAAUGCCAGCCCUACAGUCAACCUGCUCAACAUCCUUCAACAGGGCUGGGAACUCAGCAAAGUGCAGGCUCGUAUUGCUUUCUCCUCUUACCUGCAGCGAGUCCAGCAAAGACUGUUAGCAGAAAGCAGAGACAACACCAUCUCAGCUUGGCCCGACAAUGGCAACGAUCAAAUGGAGCUCGUGAUUUGCUUUCUGAGAAAAGCAGCCAGUAACCUUCAACAAAACAUAAAGGUAGUCUUGCCCAGUCGGCAGUUACCACUCCAAGACCGCAGACGCAUCCUGUCCCAUCAGUUAGGGGAGUUUAUCCACUGUUAUAACAAGGAAACUGAACAUAUGGUGAAAAAACAGGAGAUUAGUAAAGAGGAGCGUUGUGUUAAUCCUAAAGUGUUUCAAGAGUACAUCAGUGCAGCCAGUGAAAACGACCUGGAGGAAGUACUGACAUUCUACACGCAGAAAAAUAAAUCGGCCACCGUCUUCCUAGGAACAAAAGUCAGAGGCAUUAAGAAAGAUGUUCGUGAAGCAAAUGCCUCAAGAGAUUCAGGAAACUGUGAUAAUUCUAAAUCUUUGGCCGUGGAAGCGGAUUCAGAGUUGUCGCUCCUAACAGGGAAAGUCAGCUCCGACUCAGACAAUAAGGCCACUGAUGGUCAGCCUUCUUUUUGUUUGCUGCCUGAAGACAUACGGGCUGAAGUAAGAAUGGUUAAAACCCAGCCAGAAGUCCAGUCGUCUCAACACCGCUCCAGUUUUCCUGUGACCUUGGACUGCGUGCACAAUCAUGUGCAGCACUGCUCUCCUGCAUCCCUGCCUCUUCACUGUCCACCGCCGCCUCCACCUCCUCAGCCACCAUCUUAUGCACAGUCCUUGGCAAAGUCUCACCUCUGCCAUUCUGAGAGUAUUUCUGACCCUCCCGCAUACACCUCUGCCCAUGUGGUCACACAACCUCCAAGGGUCCUGUGGACGGCUGCGCCCACGGGCUCAAAUGCGGCGACUACAGGGCCAUCGACACAGGUGCUCAGAAGAAUUCAGUCCUUUACCUCAUCCAUGGCUGGCUCUGCAGCGGCCUCGUCCGUUCCAAGUGCCACACACAUCUAUAGCCAGAAGCUCUCUAGACCCACAUCUGCAGGCCAAGUGAUCAGGAGGAGCACUUCCAGUAAGCUCAAGUCAAACUCAGUGGGAGCUUUCAGGGAGUUGAGCACUCUGACCGCCCAGGCCCAGUCCAACCAGCAGGCCUUCAUCUCAGCCCUGCAGAAACUGGCAGACAAGCAGGUUGCUCACCACUAUGCCAGCUCCAGUCACAUCAACCUGCUGACACAACAUUUGACCAACCUGAACCUGGCGAACAAGAUGCUGAGCAGAGAGAGCUUCACACUGAACCCUAAAGCUGCUACAAUCCAAGGACCAGUGAGAGCUGUUCACCCUGAAACAGAUCUACCGAACAGCACUGGCCACAGGCCGCUAAAGGAAGAGGACUGGCAGAUGCACAAUGACUACAGCCUGGUGAGAGGGGUGACACCCAAGCAGCACUACCAGCCCACCCAAGGGAGCUACCAGCUUCAGUUUGCUAUUCAGCAGUUGCAGCAACAGAGACUUAAGGCUCAUCAUCAAUUUCUGGACCAGACCCGCUGCGGACAUCAGGCUCAAUUUCCAGACCAGACACCACAUAGCCAGGCUCUCACAAAAUCAUCCAGCUGCCCUCCUUCCAGCUUUCACACUCUGCCCAAUCAAAGCCAUGGCCUAAGCCAUGUCCAGACCUGUGUUAGCCCAGCUCUUGCUCCAAAGCCACCCAGCGGUGCCCGAGAGGGACAAGUCAGGAGAACGACUGCAAAGCGUCUCGUCAAGCAGAUGUCCUCAGAGAGUUCAGCCAGUGGAACCGUUGCCAGCAGCAAGCAGGUGGUCUACGAGGCCAUCUGCAGUAAAACAGGUCUUUCUGCAUACCGCAAGCUGUUCCAGGAUCAGGAGCCCACUCACAGAUGACACGAAGGCGACCAGAGGCACGUCCUGCCACUCUGCAGGCCUGACAGGUGUCUCUGCAUGUAACUGCAUCUCACAGAGGUUUAUUCUGGGACGGGACAACAGAUAAAAGUAUGCCACACAUCGAACAGGGUCCUAUUAAUUUCUCAAUGAUACAGCCACAGACAUGCAAGAGGAUAGUGUGCCAGGCCAAAAAUGCCCGGCUUUGACGCAGGUCGGGAUUUUGUUGCGCAGCUCCACCCCCUCCCCUCAUCGCCCUUGGCUACAAUCAGUCCGUAUCCCACAGUGCCCGCCCUCAUUCUCUCCAUGCUGUUGAUGCCACAGGAAGAUUUCACUGACAGAUAGCCUUCAGCAGAUGGUUCUUCAAGCCCUGUUGGUAUUUUAACUACAGGAUUCGUUGUUUUAUUCUGUGCUCAGGCAGUAGCAUGUCCACCACAACCAUGCGUGCACAUUUUUCUUCUUUUCUCUUUUUCUUUUCUUUUUUUAAACACAGGUGAUAUGCGGGUUUUGGUAAUGAGAGACCUCUGUUAAGUUUUUGACAAGCAUUGUUCAGCCCGCAUGAGCAACUUCUCAUUUUACAGUCAUGAAUGAUAAGUGUGCAGAGAAGUUCUUUUCAUGUGUGGCUUUCCAGCGUUAGACACUCCUGACUCCCACUCCUCGCUGGAAGCCACACAGUUGCCAAAUCUGACUCCUCUGCCUUUUCGCCCUGAGGACAUGUUAAGCAUAGCACCCUUUUUCUUGUGGGCCUGAUAAUAAAAUGUGAUUAAUGUUGUUCCCUUGUUUGUAUCUACAAAGAUGACCCAACAGGGAUGUUCAGGUUUCAUGUAAAGAAUGCAGUCGGCUUGUGAUUAUUCCUGUAAACUGUUGAGAUGCUGAUAUUGUUUUUCUGGAUGGACCAAAUUCAUUAUUUUUGAUUAAAAAAUAAAUAAAUUAUUGUCAUUACAUCAGUAUUUAUUUACUGUACAUUGUCCAGCGUAACCUUUUUGGCCCAUUUCUGUAGCUCAAAGCCUAAAAUAAAAAGGAAAAGAUCUAUAAUGAAGGUCGAUGCUGCACCAGGAGACCAGUAUCCUCACAGAUAUUCUGUGGCUUGGGACCAUAUAGUGAGUUCACUCAGGGGUGUGUUUAUUUAAAAAAAAGAAGAUGUGAGGUAGUGGUCAGCAGUUUUACCAUGUGUUUAUAAUAACUUUGGCUGAAAUACUUGAAUUUUGUGCAUGAUUUUCUCACAUCAGCUGAUGACUAUCACCUGGGUGAGUGUGCACAGAUUGUAGUUUUCAAUGCAGUACAACAGGUCAACUGUUUUAACAUGUAACUUGACGGUGAAUGUUUUUGUAACAUGUGCUCUUUGACGUCAUGUUGUGAAGUCCGACCUAUUAAAGCCAGAACUCCCAAAAGCAAGAUCCAAAUCAGUGUGUGUAAUGUAAUGUGGUGACAGCGUUGUUUACAAUGUAAAGAAAAGAAAACUGAGACGAAAAACAACUCCUUUCCUCUAAUAGUAAAUAUUUAUGUUUUAUUAAUACAUUUAACAGUAAUUUGCUCAUACAGGUGUCCCCUCUUGGAUUUUCCCUUUAUAGCUAAUGUCUCUCCUAUUCAAUUCCCAUAUUAAGAAAAAUACAAAGAGGCCACUAGGAUGAGUAAAUCACUGUAUGGGAUGUGAGUUUUUGAGACAUGCUUAGAAAACAUAAACAUUUACUACAGGUGUUUUUUCUUUGUUUAUUUUCCAUAUGGGCUGUACCAUGUUAUAAUCUCUUUGACUGUUUACAAUAUGCAUGGAAAUGUAGUAUUUUUGGGACCAGUGAGGCUGUUUGUAGCAAACAAAAUUGAAAUGAAUACUUGGAAAGCAUUAAAAAACACGAUGACUGUGACUCUAA
Maylandia zebra (zebra mbuna) is the source of this 5938-nucleotide messenger RNA. The record is from RefSeq and is a predicted model, not a curated record. Lineage: Eukaryota; Metazoa; Chordata; Actinopteri; Cichliformes; Cichlidae.